AUGGCUAGUGCUGGUUCAUCAACCGAUGUCUCUCACAGUGAAUCUGACGAAAUGUAUCUUGAAAUUUUCUGUCUACUCUGGCUCGAUGCCAGUUCAAGUACUAAGGAAGGUCGCGACACUGAACCAAAAUUACGUUCUAUCAUUAAUCAUUUCAAGAAAUUUCAAGAUAUAACUCAAUGUCAAAAUUAUAUUUAUGAACGAUCAACAAAAGAACGGGUAGUUAUGAUAGUUAGUGGAAGAUUAGGAAGAGAAAUAGUUCCUUCCAUUCAUCGUGUUAGACAAGUUAUAUCGAUUUAUGUAUAUUGUAUGGAUAAGGAAGAUAACGAAAAAUGGGCUCGCAACUAUAAAAAAAUAAAAGCUGUUGUGACUGAUCUUGAUGAACUUGUUUCUCGAAUUAAAGCUGAUCAUAAGAUUCAAAAGAUGGUUGAAGAACCAUUAUCAAUUAAUAUUUUUAAUAAAGGCGGUAAUUCAACAAUAGAUUUAAAUGGCGAAUUUGUUUUUUCACAAGUUCUCAUUGAUUUCCUUAUUCAACUACAAUAUACUGAAGAUGAUAAAAAAGAACUUAUUGAUCUUUGCAAAAAACAAUAUAAAGGUAAUAAUGAUGAACUCGGUAAUAUUCGUGAAUUUCAAAAAGAACAUUUAUCUAACAAAGUUUUAUGGUGGUAUACACGAGAAUCGUUCUUUUACAAGACUCUUAAUGCUGCUCUUCGUACUCCAGCAGAUAUUCAUACAAUAUUUUUAUUUCGUAAAUAUAUCGCUGAUAUUCAAUAUCAAUUAAAAAAACAUCAAGCUAAGGAACGUCUUCAACUUUAUCGAAGUCAAAUGAUAUCAAAUAAUGAACUGGAAACUUUGAAACAAAAUUGUGAUAAAUUUAUUUCUAUGAAUUCAUUUUUUUCUACCAGUUUUGAUAAACAGAAAGCUCUAUCGUUUCUCAAGUAUUCCGAUGAUACAGAAAAUUUAGAAGCAGUAUUAUUUCAAAUCGAUGCUGAUCCUAGGAUGGCAACUAUAAAACCAUUUGCUGAUAUCACUGGUUUUAGUGAAUUUAAAGAUGAAGCUGAAGUUCUGUUUAUGUUAGGUUCCAUUUUUCGAUUGAAUAGUGUCAAGUACAGCGAAAAUGGUCAAGUAUGGAUCAUUGAUAUGACAUUGUGCAAUAAUGAAGAACAUGACUUGGAACAAGUUCUGAUAGAUAUGAAAGAGGAAUUUAUGAGCGAAGAAAUAAAUCUUCAAGCAUUAGCAAAAAUGUUAUGGGGAAUGAGCCAGAUUGACCUAGCUAGAAAAUACUUUAUGCGUUUGUUAGAACAACUUCCACUCCACGACCCUUUACAUAUUAAUUUAUAUCAAGAUCUGAGUAAACUUGAAGCACAUGCCGGUCAUUUGGACAAGAGUAUAGAAUGGCGCCGAAAAGCAAAUGAACUGAAAAAACAAAUUUCAUCUACUUCCUCUUCUAGCAUUAGUAAACCAAAGAAUCCUGUUGAAUCAAAAUUUAAUAAAUGGAAACAAAAUGCCAUCACUGUGGCUGGUGGAAAUAAAGAAGGACAACAAUUAAAUCAACUCAGAUUCCCUACAGGAAUCUUUAUUGAUAAAAAGGAAAAUAUUCUCAUUGCUGAUUAUGAAAAUCAUCGUAUCGUUGAAUGGAAACACAAUGCAAAAGAAGGAAAAAUCAUUGCAGGCGCAAGUGGCAAAGGAAAUCGUAUGGAUCAAUUGAAUUGUCCAACAGAUUUGAUUCUUGAUCAACAAAAGCAUUCGAUCAUUAUUGCUGAUCUAGUGAACAAACGAGUGAUUCAAUGGAUGAAUCAAAAGCAACAAAUUCUCAUUAAAGAUAUUGACUGUUUUGGCUUGGCAAUGGAUAAACAUGGAUUUCUUUAUGUUUCUGAUUACAAGAAGAACGAAGUGACACGAUGGAAAAUGGGAGAAUACGAUGAAGGAAUUGUAGUGGCUGGUGGCUAUGGAGUAGGAAAUAAACUCAACCAACUCAACAAGCCUACUUUUAUCUUUGUUGAUGAAGAUCAGUCUGUUUAUGUAUCAGAUCGAAACAAUCAUCGUGUGAUGAAAUGGAAAAAAGAUGCAAAAGAAGGAAGAAUUGUGGCUGGAGGAAAUGGAAGAGGAGGAAAUUUCAACCAAUUAUCUUCACCUAAUGGAGUCAUUGUUGAUGAUUUUGGUCAAAUUUAUGUGGGAGAUUUUGCGAAUCAUCGAGUAAUGCGUUGGUGUGAAGGAAAAGGAGAAGGUGAAGUUGUUGUUGGUGGGAAUGGAAAAGGAAAUCAAUCAAAUCAAUUGAAUCGUCCCCGUGGUUUAUCUUUUGAUGAAGAAGGAAAUCUUUAUGUUGUUGAUUGUGCGAAUUGUCGAAUUGAAAAAUUUGAAAUAACUUGGUAA
Adineta steineri is the source of this 2370-nucleotide messenger RNA. Lineage: Eukaryota; Metazoa; Rotifera; Eurotatoria; Adinetida; Adinetidae. The record is from the annotation of a GenBank genome assembly.